AUGCUUUGGAAACAGAGCUUGGUCGGUAUUCGAAAUCAAGUCCCAAGUCUGGAGGCACAGCUGCCCACGCAUCGACCAAGUCGACAAGCAGCAGUGAAACGGGUUAUGGGGCUGACGCGUCUCCACCUCCUGCGCUUCGAUUGGCAAAUCAGGCUUUCUUUCGAGCUGCAGCUGCAGCUGCUACUGCUGCUGCUCGAGAGUCUCGGCCUGUCGGCCAACGCCACAGUGGAAUUUGAUGACGGUGUGGGAGCUUGCCCGCUCGGGCAUGGCUAA
Messenger RNA from Diaporthe amygdali, 273 nucleotides. RefSeq lists its product as uncharacterized. The transcript has 2 exons. The record is from RefSeq and is a predicted model, not a curated record. NCBI's taxonomy places the organism in Eukaryota, Fungi, Ascomycota, Sordariomycetes, Diaporthales, Diaporthaceae. Bases 1 to 273 code for a protein of 90 amino acids.